This is a messenger RNA of Cladocopium goreaui, 3663 nucleotides long. Lineage: Eukaryota; Dinophyceae; Suessiales; Symbiodiniaceae. The record is from the annotation of a GenBank genome assembly.
AUGGCCUUCCUCUGCUCCGAGGCGGCCUUUUUCAGUACCUUGCUCGUGGCGUACUUCCUUUACAUGGGCGAGAGCAGCAUUGGACCCUUUCCAGGAGAAGUGCUCAGCCUUCCGUUGGCCGUAUUGAACAGUAUCUUCCUGAUCAGUUCCAGCGGAACCAUCUGGUUUGCUGUGCGUGCUCACACGCGUGAUCAACGUGGUGCGUUCGCAUUCUGGAUGCUCAUCACGAUCGGUCUGGCCGUAUUGUUUCUCUGCGGAACCGCCUACGAGUGGUACGGCUUGAUAUUUCACGACGGCUUGACGAUUAGCCGUAACCUAUUUGGCACAACGUUCUUCACCUUGAUUGGAUUUCACGCCGGCCACGUUACCGUGGGCAUCAUCACGAUGAGUGUGUUGGUUUAUCAGAGUAACCACAGUCGACUUCCUGCCGAGAACGAUGCCCCAGAGCUAGUCUCUUGGUACUGGCAUCUGGUGGAUACGGCCUUUGUGGAGUCGAGCUUGUCAACUGAAGUGCAAGACGAACGACCGAUUGCUGAUCAAAGUAUCAGCAUGCCGAAGCCGACCUACUGGCCAAUGACCUUGGCCGCUGGGGCCGCGUUGGUAGCCUUUGGGCUGCCGACGAGUUUGGCGGUUUCGGUUGCAGGCUUGGUGAUUUUGAUCAUCUCGCUCGGGGGUUGGAUCUCGGAAUUGGCUCCCGGGGCCGGUGAGAUUGAAGAGCCACUGGAGCCGCCAGAAAAACGGGCCAAGCCCGUCGUCGUGUCGAAACGCAAAGUUGCGGAAGCCGGUGUCGGAAUGCCAGGACAUCGAAUGCACUUCCCAGAGAAGGUGCAUCCUUAUUCUGCCGGGGCCAUUGGCGGGCUCUACGGUGGAUGUGUCAUGGCGGUUGUCGCAUUACUGUUCGGCCUUAUUAGUGGACGUGGGUUGUGGUACCCCAUCAACCUGCUCUCGGCGAUGAUCUUACCGGAAUACCACGAAGCGACUGUCGAAACGAUUAGUCAGUUCAGCUUUGUCAGUUUGAUCGUCGCCACGCUGAUUCACUUCACUACAUCGGUGCUGGUGGGUUUGUUUUUUGGAAUUCUGCUUCCCACGCUGCCCAAGUCGCCAAGGUUUUGGGGGGGCGUGGUCGCCCCGCUGCUGUGGUCCGGGGCGAUCUACGGAUUUAUGCACAUUCUUAACCCCGUGAUGAAUCGCUACGUCGAUUGGCCCUGGUUUGUCGCUUCGCAAUUCGCCUACGGCUUGAUCGUCGGAAACUAUGUCGUCAAAACCGAGAAGGUGACUGCGAAGCGAAUCGAAGCUUGUCAUGGGAAAGAUGGCAAUUUUGGUCCCGCACCGCCGCUCAACGACCCUCUUUUCCAGGCCAUCGUCUCGGACGAACAACUGAACGAGGUCAUCACCAACGGCCGGCCCAACACACCGAUGCCGGCCUUCGGACAAUCGAAAGACGGUCCUUUCACAGAAGAGCAAGUGAAAAUCGUCGUGAAGGGAAUUCGAGAACUCUGGGCCAAACCUGUGGACGAAAAGCCGGAAAAUCUGCCUGCGUACCAGGUCAGUGCGGAUGAUCCCGGUGGUCUUACCAAAGGUGACGCUGAACGCGGCAAGACGUUGUUUGCAACGGUCUGUGCCGACUGCCACGGCGAAGGAGGGCAGGGCGGUGAGGCGGGAGCCUUAAAUAGCCACGCGUUCGGUGAGUUGGCCAGCACCCAAUUCAUUCGCCGCAUUAUCAUCACGGGCCGCCCCGACUUGAAGAUGCCGAAUUUCAUGGAGAUGGUCCUGAACAUGAGUGAACACGACUCCCCCCGGAUGUCGUCCGAGCCUUCCGCCGCCCGGCGUGGACUAUUAAAGUGGGCCACGAUUGCGUUGAGCGCCCUGGCGGCCUCGGCCACGGGGAUUCCGAUCAUCGGUUUUCUGCUCAGCCCGCUGCGUCGCGAGAGCGACAAAUGGGUCGAUGCCGGUCCUGUCGACAAGUUCCCACAGGGUGAAACCCAGUUAGUCGACGUGCUCAACCCAUUGGGCCGCGCAACCGAUGGUGUGACCGAAAAACUGGCCGUCUAUGUGCGACACGUUACCGAUGGAAGCUUUCAAACGUUCGCCGUGAACUGCACGCACUUGGGAUGCCCCGUGAACUGGUUCCCGCAAGCGGGGCUGUUUAUGAGCGGAGAAUCCAUCGCAGUUGCGAAUCGGAAUAAACCAGAAAUGAAGUACCUGAAAAACACCAUUGCCUGGUUUGAGCACCGCCUGGAGUUGAAAGACUCCAUUUGGCCGGUGAUGCGGCAUCCCGUUCCCGCUUCGGUCGCUACCAGUAAGGGCUGGUGGUACGUCUUCGGUAGCAUGACGAUGACGUUCUUCAUGCUGCAAGUGGUCACGGGCAUUUGCCUUGCGAUGGUUUACGAGCCAACCGCUGAGGGAGCAUACGACAGCCUGCUCUACCUCAACUACGGAGUUCCGUUCGGCUGGGUGCUUCGAGCGAUUCACAACUGGUCGGCCACAGGCAUGGUAGUGAUGAUGCUCAUCCAUAUGGCCCAGGUAUUUCUUAUGGGGGCAUUCAAAUACCCUCGCGAGCUAACCUGGAUUGCCGGCGUGGGACUGUUCCUGCUGACUAUGUCGCUGGCUUUCUCCGGACAGGUUUUGCGGUUCGAUGCCUCGUCCUACUGGGGCGUCGGGGUACUGACCGCUGCUGCAGGGCGAGUGCCCUGGGCCGGGCCAUCCAUCGUUCACUUAAUGUUGGGCGGUGAGUUCAUCGGCGGUGAUACGGUAUCUCGCUUCUUCGCGUUGCAUGUCUUUGUCUUUCCGGCAUUGCUCAUUGCCGUGCUGAGCGUGCAUCUUUAUCUGGUCGUAAAACGAGGCAUCUCCGAACCGCCAGAGCCCGGGGUUCCGGUGGAUCCUGCUACGUACGACAAGAAGUACCACGAAAUGCUCAAGGGCGGGGUUCCGUUCAUCCCGCAUGCCCUUUAUCGCGAUGGGAUUGCUUGUGCCCUCGCCGUGCUGGUGGUGGUGAUCGUUUCCCUUGUCGUGGGUCCCAAGGGACCAGGAGAAAUACCCGAUCCCACGUUGAUUCAUGCCAACCCUCGACCCGACUGGUACUUCCUUUGGGUCUUCGCCAUGGCGGCGCUUUCGCCCCCACAAAUGGAAGCAUUCUUGAUGUUGGGCAUGCCCGUGCUGGGCAUCCUGGCGCUCAUUGCCGUUCCGUUUGUCGCGGGCCGAGGAGAACGCAGUGCAAAGCGACGCCCUGUGGCGGUUCUGUUCGUUACCGUCGCAUUCGUUUUGUUCACAAUUUUGGGCUGGUACGGGUACACAUCGCCCUGGUCGCCAGAAAUGUUCGCCUGGAGCGGCGAGCCCGUGCCCAAGCGCAUCGUCCAGAAGUUGACCCCGCUCGAACUGCAAGGGGCAACCGUCUUUCAGCUCAAAUGUUGCCGCAAUUGCCAUGCUUUAGACGGCAUCGGCGGACAACGCGGGCCCGACUUGACCGAUGUAGGAGUCCGACUCAACCCCGAUGCACUCGUCCGCCAAGUAGUGCAGGGCGGGGGAAACAUGCCCGCCUACGGUGAGAAGCUUAGCAGUGCAGAAGUCGACGCCCUGGUCGCUUUCCUGGUAAGCUUGCGUCCCGAAGGAGAGCCCCCGGCCCGGGUGCCUGCGGCACCGGCAAUUGCGAGCGAUUCGUUGUGA